Messenger RNA from Clupea harengus (Atlantic herring), 2895 nucleotides. It is a transcript of the gene pth4, whose product is annotated as parathyroid hormone 4. Gene Ontology annotation, molecular function: hormone activity. Gene Ontology annotation, cellular component: extracellular region. Gene Ontology annotation, biological process: bone mineralization. The record is from RefSeq and is a predicted model, not a curated record. NCBI's taxonomy places the organism in Eukaryota, Metazoa, Chordata, Actinopteri, Clupeiformes, Clupeidae.
CGAACAAUUUUUACCAAAUCAGUCUAUGAAGGUUUGUUCCAAUGAGGUCAAUAGGCAGCACUGGCUAUGCCUGGACACCACAUGGGUAACUCUUCCCCACUUUUUAACCUCAUUUGUGGCAUUAACAUGAACAGGAGAGUGCAGACGAAGUGAGGUAACGAUAUAAAUAUAAAAGUUUUUUGUUGUUGUUUGUUUUGUUCAUUUCCCAAUCAUGGACAACUUCACAGAGAUGUGAGUUGCGUGUCUUGCAAAUAGGCAUUGCAAAUUGCUGAAACCUGUUUUUUUAUUUUUAUUUCAUUGUGCAGUGGCACAAUCACAUUCAGUGGUGUUUUUGGUGUCGUGAGAAAGGGGAAAUGCGUUUUACUCUAAUGGUGAGAUGUGUCAUUUCUGAACGAAAUGAUGGGUGUAAUCUAACUGAUUUGCCAAACCAAAGCAUUGAAAUAUAGCCUUGUCAAUAGGGCGAGCUGUUAUUUACCGUUAUAUAUAUUUUUAAUGUUUUGCCACUAUAUGGAUAAAACUAACAGCUGAGAUUAUUUAUUUCGUGCUAUGAUACGGCAGCAAGUCAUUGGUCUUUGACUUUUACUUUGAAAUGUCACCGUCACCUAUUCACAUAUCGUGACCGGAACCGACCAUCUGUAUUUCGGCUAAUUUCAUGCUGCUUUUACCCAUUUCUUGUCAAGCUACUUCAAUUUCCAAGGAGAGCUACUGUCUGUACUGUUUGGGACAUAUAGACAGAGAUAUUUAAAAACAUUCAAACAAUCUGCAUGAUUGUUUAAAUACAAUCAAACCAAAAGUAAACAGUUAUCAUCAACCAUAAAAUUCACUUCUAACACCAAAGCACUGAAUUUUUGUAUUCUUAAAAUCUGUUUCAUGCAACAAAUCUGUCUAAAAGCUUUUAGCAACAUACAAAAUAAUGGUUUAAAGCUUUCAAGACGAAAAACAAUGCAAAUUCAUAAAUCCGUUUAUUAAGGAUGGAGGCCUAUUUUCUAUUAGGCAGACAGUUUGAACAACUAAAUGACAUUUCCUGAAAAUGAUAGUUGCUAGCCAAAAGCUUUUGGACAGGCAAGAAUUUUCAGUGCUUCAGACUGGCCUACCUCUCUGUUCCCCCUCCCACCACCUUUUCCUCUAUCAGGCAUUUCUCUCAAGGAGAAACCAGUACAAUCAGAGGUCGUCAAGGUGAUCGUUUCUGUGCCACAACGAUGCAUUCAUAUGGCGUAAUUGUGUUAUGAGAUAGAUGGGACAGUGCAUGUACUUAGGCCUCUGUAGCAAUUCCAUGAUAAAGGAAUUUUAACAAGCAUGAAACGUAAGAGGAUUUUAGACUCAUUAUGCGGUAUGAGUCCUGAUUUGCCCACCAGUGGAAAGUUUAAGGGAAGUGUCUGCGUGAAACGAGCAUGAAAUUACACCAUUCAUGUCAUUCUUGCGUCACCAAAUUGUAAUAGAAAAUUAUGUAUUUGCAUUAUUUUUUUGAAACAUAAAUAGCCUACACCAAUCAAUGAAUGAAAGGAGUUUACACAAAAAUGAAAGUAAAGAGAAAAUAAUACAGAAAAUCCCUUUGAAGUCACUUUCCUCGCCAGAGAAUAAAGAAUUUAAGUAGCAUACAAAUCUGAAUGACAGUAGGAGGUAUAGAAAAUAUGUUGGAACGCAAAAAAAUAUCAUUGUCAUCCAGAUUAACCAUUAAUAUGACUAUAGCAAUGACUCAUUUUACUUUCAAUUUUUUUAUUUUUCAGUGUCAAUCAAUACAAAAAUAAUAAAAGCCAGGUACUAGAUGCAGAUGCAUCUUAACAUAGCCUUAAAUUCACCUCUUGAAAUAUUUACAUUUAAAUAGGAGAUAAAUUCAAUUCUACCUGGUUUCUGUGGGGGUGUCUGACAGAAUGUCAGAAUGACGCACUCUUUCAAAUACUGAUCAAACGUUAGGUGAUGGGAUGGAUGGGGAGGAUGUGUGUAUAAAUUCUUCUGCUCAGCAUAUAAAAGCCAAUGUGCCACACACAUGAUCAGGCAAGUUUGUCAAGGGACCAAGGAUAGCUACGACACCUGGACGCUUGUCAUCGGCCGGGAACAGACAAUGCUUGCAUCCCAGUCACAAUCUCUAGCUAUUCUAGUCCUUGUGGUUUUCACAGCUGUUCAGUGUCAGGAUGACCGACGGAGAGCAGUGACUGAACAUCAGCUGUUGCAUGACCGCGGCCGCACCAUUCAGAGUCUGAAGAGGCUCAUAUGGCUCUCGAGCGCCAUAGAGGGGCUCCACACAGCUAAAGCUCGAGCCGUUGCCGUCGACGAUGACCCUUCCAGGUGUUGUUCUGACCAUCCACAGCAGCUCUUCGCUCAGGGUGCUAGGGACAGCAGUGGCCACAUGGGGGCGAUGGAGUCACUGUUUAGUGACAUCUUCAGACCUCACAUUACAGCUGUACUGCCUAGUUCAGAAAAAUAGCUUUUUCACUGUACAUUUUAUGGUUUCUAAACUUUGUGCCAAUGCUAUCAGUGUGCUUCAAGGUGGCCUCUUUUGUUUUAUUGUACAGGAAAUGUAUGUGCAUACAGAGCUUCAUACUACUUAUGUGCAUUCCCUUAUGUGUGCUUCACUGUAGACAACUGUGCUGUUGUUAAGUCUCUGUUCACAUGUUGCCAGCACUGCUACUGUUGUAAAUAGAGAUGAUAUUUUGGACUGGGGAGAUUUGGAAAAAAAGUCACAGAAAUUCUGGAAUGUUUCCUCAUCAGAAUUUCUGUGGGAAGGCAAUGUGUUCUAUAUAGCCCAAACCUAUAGGAAAUGUACAGGUCUCAGUACUGUUUUGCUAUGCAGUUUGCUAUGCAGUUAUGCAGAAAAAGGAGGCCAGGUUGGAAGGUGAGGACUCAUAGGGGUUGUCAGUAUGCAGUCUGGCAGUUCAAUAAAAAGCUCUGUUUAUA